Molecule: messenger RNA, 1967 nt
Organism: Zerene cesonia (dogface butterfly)
Lineage: Eukaryota; Metazoa; Arthropoda; Insecta; Lepidoptera; Pieridae
Product: U3 small nucleolar ribonucleoprotein protein MPP10
Exons: 1
Coding region: 126-1952 (608 amino acids)
Biological process (GO): rRNA processing
Cellular component (GO): small-subunit processome; Mpp10 complex; nucleus
Source: RefSeq, a predicted model, not a curated record
UUGACAAUGUCAACUUAGUGUCGAACACACGUGUUUUUAAAGUAUGUUGUUGCGAAAAAAGUAAUAAUUAUUUUAAAAUUUGAGUUGUAAAAGCUUUAAAUAUAUAUAACCUACAUCUCUACAUAAUGGAGCCAGUUCAAAUGGACAAGAUAAUACAAAAAUUUAACGAUUUAACCGCUAAACCAGUGAAAUAUCUUGUUGUUCAGAAUGAAAUUAAGGAGGAUAUUAAAACCUUGAUUAAAACUGUUUAUGAUUACACAAAGAAGGAGGAGACGGUAAAUAAAAAGAAGAAGAAUAGUGCCUUGCAGGAAUUGAUCGUUGAUGAUUUUGAUGAAGAACAAAUUUGGCAGCAAAUUGAGUUACAAAACACGGAGUGUUGGGACCAAUUGGUGUGGGAUGUGGCGAAUUGCCUGUCCAAUAAAAACGAUUUAACGUUCCCAGUUCAAAUAGGUGAACCAGUUAAAGAAAAACCUAAAAAACAAAGAAAAAAUGCAACUGAACCUAUUGAAUCAAAUGAAAUUAACAAUACAGUUAAACCAAAUAAUAAAAGACCAGAAAUAAAAAGUGUGAAUCUCAAACACAACAAGAAGCCAAGCAAAAAGUCGUCAAUAGUGGACGAUCAAUUCUUUAAAUUGAAGGAUAUGGAACAGUUUUUAAUAAAUGAAGAGAAGAUGGAAGAAAAAGGGAAAAAGAAAGAUGAUGAUGAAGAAUCGAUAGAUUUAUUUGAAGAUUUUGAUGAUGAGGAUGAUGAUGAAGAGAAUGGAGGCACAGAUAUGAUGUAUAAGGAUUUCUUUAAUGAUGAAAAUGAUGGUGGAAUUCCUGAUGAUACAGCUGUAGAUGAUGAAAUUAAUCAGAGUACAAAUGAUUUGGAUGUGAAUGAUGAUGAAGAUAUUGGUGAUGACAGUGAUGCGAUGGACGAAACAGGUGAAGAUAUUGAAGCAGAUAGUGGUGAAGAGGAGUCUGAAAAAGGAAAGAAAAAGAAGGUUCGAUUUGCUGGUUUACAACCAGAUAGUGAAUCUGAUAGUGAAUCAGAUGAUAGUGACAAAGAAACUGCAAAACCGAGCAUGAACUUGGACAAAGAUGAAAAGAAAUCAGAAUUUGAAUUGAGACAGCAGAGACUGAAGCAACAGAUAUCAAAACUAGAAGAGAAGAACCUGACAGAAGCCCCAUGGCAAUUGAAAGGAGAAGUUGACGCUACCAAACGCCCACAGAACUCACUACUUCAAGAAGUUUUAGACUUUGAUCUAACAACUCGACCUGCACCUAUUAUCACAGAACAAACUACAAUCACUCUAGAAGGUCUGAUUCAACAGAGGAUAAAAGAUAAAGCUUGGGAUGAUGUAGUUAAAAAAGAGAAACCAGUAGAUGACCAACUGUCAUUUAAAAAGACAGAAGUACUGGAUCAUGCUAAAAGCAAACUCAGUUUAGCUCAAGUAUAUGAAGCUGAAUAUUUGAAACAGAAGCAAGCGGCAUCAGGAGAGAAGAUUGAAGAAGAAGAGCCAGAAAGUCAUAAAGAAAUCCGAGAUUCCAUGAGUAAGCUAUUUGCUAAACUGGAUGCCCUAUGCCAUUACCAUUACACACCAAGAGCACCACAAGCAGAAGUUAAAAUUGUCAGUAAUACACCAGCCAUUUCCAUGGAAGAAGUGGCUCCGGUAGCAACAAGUGAUGCUGCAUUACUAGCCCCAGAAGAAGUUAAGAAGAAACAGAAGGGAGACCUAAUGAGUAAAGAGGAGAGAACUAAAACAGAUAGGAAUAGAGAGAGGAGGAAAAAGAAGAAAUUGCAGCAGAAGAAGGGGGGUCAAGUGAUGAAGGUAACUGAUCAUCGGAAUACAAGCAAGGGUGUUGAGGCUAAUGAUAAGUCAUUGAAGACCUCAAAGGCAUUCUUCCAGCAGUUAAAUGAUGAUGCUAAGAGCAUAAUUAAAAGUAAAACUGUUAAGAAUAAAAAUAAAUAAAUUAUUUGUUUUGAG